AUGGACCAACACGACGACUUCGACAAUGUUUCCUGGAAGCAUGAUGCCGACAGUGAUGUGUCCCGACCGACAACUUCAGGCACAGAUGUUGAGGAGUCGCAUAAAUAUGAUCAUGAUGCCAAUGGCAAGCGGAGGAUGAGCUCAGCUCACGAGGAACCGCAGGCUGGUCCACUAGCCGACGCCGUGGACUUGGCAGGUAUCGGUGAUGGUGUACUCGAGUGUCGGGUUGACACGCCCUUGAAAGAGAACGAUGGCACAAAAGAUGCGUACAUCUCGUACCUGGUCACAACACAUACCGACUUCAAAGCGUUUCAAAAGCCCGAAUUCUAUGUCCGUAGGCGAUUUACCGAUUUCUAUUUCCUGUACAAAACCCUCUACCGUGAAUACCCAGCAUGCGCGGUCCCGCCGUUGCCGGACAAGCAUAAGAUGGAGUAUGUGCGAGGCGACCGGUUCGGCUCGGAGUUUACAACGCGGCGAGCAUGGUCCUUGCAUCGGUUUUUGAAGCGGCUGACACUGCACCCUGUACUCCGCCGUGCACCAUUGCUUGCCAUUUUCCUGGAAUCUGCCGACUGGAAUGCACAUAUGCGACUUCACUCAAACCGCGGGUCUACAACUGCCUCAUCAGAGAACGCCCCGACCAAGAUUUUUGAUAACUUCACCGAUACAUUCGUCAACGCCUUCACUAAGGUUCAUAAGCCUGAUCGCCGGUUUAUCGAGGUCAAAGAGAAGGCUGAUAAGCUCGACGAGGAUCUGUCGCAUGUAGAGAAGACCGUGGCGCGGGUCGCACGGCGUGAAUCCGAUCUCGAGACGGAUUAUACCGAACUUGCAUCCCAGUUCCGUAAAUUAGUUCCAUUGGAGCCAGCCGUUGAGAUGCCAUUACAGGUGUUCGCCGCAUCGGUAGAGGAAACUGCGCGUGGGGUACGGGGGUUGAAGGAUCAUACUGACCAGAACUACUUGGGUUCCCUGCGGGACAUGGAAGCAUACAUUCUGUCGGUCAAGUCCCUCUUGAAGACCCGUGAACAAAAGCAGCUCGACUUCGAGGCCUUGGUUGAUUACCGCAACAAGGCCGUGGCUGAGCGAGACUCUUUAGCUGCUAACCCGGCUGCUUACUACGCAUCCAAUCCGCUCACCUCUUCUCCUGCCUCCUUUAUUCGCUCUAAAAUGGAGGAUAUGCGUGGUGUUGAUCACGAACAAUCUCGCCGCGAACGUGUCCGCAAGCUCGAGCUUCGCAUCGACGAGCUGACGCGGGAAGUCGAAUCCGCGAAGACAACGUCCGAAAUGUUUGACGAGGAGGUAGUUCGCGAAGUGGCAGAUUUCGAGCGCAUCAAGGCUGUUGAGUUUCGGGAUUCCCUUGGCGCCUUCGCAGAGUCUCAUAUCGACUUCUACCAGGGCGUUCUCUCAACUUGGGAGCGCUUUAUUGCAGAGAUGGAAGGGGAUUCUGAACUGGGACUUGAAUCUGAUACGGCUCCGGAAGCACGGUAA
Penicillium longicatenatum is the source of this 1482-nucleotide messenger RNA. RefSeq names its product sorting nexin-4. The record is from RefSeq and is a predicted model, not a curated record. Gene Ontology annotation, biological process: autophagy; cytoplasm to vacuole targeting by the Cvt pathway. Gene Ontology annotation, cellular component: phagophore assembly site. The coding region runs from base 1 to 1482 and encodes 493 amino acids. NCBI's taxonomy places the organism in Eukaryota, Fungi, Ascomycota, Eurotiomycetes, Eurotiales, Aspergillaceae. Gene Ontology annotation, molecular function: phosphatidylinositol binding. The transcript has 2 exons.